Fusarium venenatum is the source of this 1305-nucleotide messenger RNA. RefSeq lists its product as uncharacterized. Gene Ontology annotation, molecular function: protein binding. The record is from RefSeq and is a predicted model, not a curated record. Lineage: Eukaryota; Fungi; Ascomycota; Sordariomycetes; Hypocreales; Nectriaceae.
AUGAACUUCCAGCCCAUACUUCCAAAUGUUUCUGGGCGGUUUUCCCCUAUCAACCAACAACUUCAAACAUUCACCUAUGAGCCCGAUGGUACUUUCCAUCAUAUCAAUGGGCCAGGUUUACACAAUCCCGUGCCUACUCAGCUAGCAUCGGACCAACCUAGAGCGUUUCAUCUGCCCAACCCAUCCCAAAGGCCACUCAUCUCUGCACCUCAAGACAUAGCUUCUCUCAGAGAUGCUGAGUUGACAGAAACUCAUAUGGGUCCUCAGCCCAAACGCCGGAAGAAGAAAGCUCCAACGUUACGUGCCAAUGAUUGGGAGCCUUACAAAGCUCUGAUUCUGGAGCUUCACGACGGACAGAAGCUACCCUUACCCAAAGUCAUAACUAUGAUUGAAAAAGAAUGUGGCUUCACUGCUACGCCCCGACAAUAUCAAUCCCGUAUAAGUCAGUGGGGCAAAGACAAAAACAUCAAACCACGAGAGAUGGCAGCAAUUGUCAGGAAGCGACAGCAAAGGAAGAUUAAUGAAACCGAAAAAAGGGAGCAGAUUUACACUGUUAGAGGCCGAAAUGUUGAGCCUCAUAAGAUCGACCGUUGGAUGGCCAGAAACAAUGUUUCCCAGACUUCACCGUAUGCUCCCAGCCCUACAGCAUCCACUCCAUCUGCAGUUGGUUGUCAAACCAUCUCGGAGCGUGGUUCCGUGGUUUCCAGUCCCGCGUAUUCCAUAUCAAGUUUGAAUUUCUCACCAAGAGGCAUCACGUCGAUAGUCUCCAGUCCCGUUGCUCCUUCUCCGAUGCUCUCUGGAUGGGAAAUAUCCCAUCCUCAAGACACUACUUUUACUGGACAGAGUCCUGCCCCGGCCAACCAACUUCUGGCAACUCACUCUUCAACAUCCCACACAACUAUUUCAAACGUUAUUUCCGACGAGCAACUGCCCCGACGUUAUCGCCAAGAUGAUGAAGAGCGUAUCAGAGAAGAAUUGUCUUUGGCAGAGGACUCGCUUGGCAUUGACCAUUCUCAGACACUCGAACUCAGGAUCGAUUUGGGCUAUGUUCUUAAAUCACAAGGGAGAUACAAGUCAGCAGAAGAAACAGCCCGCAGAGCCAUAGAAGAUUGCCGAAGACGUGAAAGCAACCACUUCAUUUUGAUCGAUGCAACAGAACUUCUUAUCUACAUUUUGCACAAGCAAGGGUCGUUGCAACAAGCCCACAAGCUAGCAGAGUCCCUAAUUGAGUCCAAGAAAGCCAUCUUCGGGGAGAAAACUCUAUCCGUCAUACGAGCAUGGAGAAUCUAUCACUUUUAUACAUGA